UAAUCCUAUAGCAGUAUCACCUAUAAUGAGCAUGCCUCAACCUAACAUUGGGGCAAAUAAUGAGACCAAUAAUCCAGUAACUACGUCAUAUGGAGUCAACACCUCCAUUUAUCCAUCGAAUGUUGAGACAAAUAAAAAUAUUCCACCUUUUGCUAGUAAUUCUGUGGCAGUAUCACCUGAAAUGAGCAUACCUCCCCCUAACAUUGGGGCAAAUAAUGAGAAUGAUGAGACAAAUAAAAAUUUUCCACCUUUUGCAAAUAAUCCUGUGGCAGAGGCAGAUAAUGAGACUAAUAAUCCCGCGACAACUUCAGCUGUAAUAGACACGCCCACUUAUAGAAGUAUUCCACCUAGAAUAAACACAGAUCAUGAAAAAACAGAUCCUAAAGCUUAUCGUACUGAUCCUAGUGAAUUUCGCGUCGAUUACAAAGAUUUUCAACAUGGCGGCACAUCUACUGUUUCUACACCAAUCAUUCAGGUCGAUGAUGCAGAGCGGAACACUUCAAAUUUCAACAGUCUUUUAAAUUUUAGCAACCCACCUUCCCCUACUAGAGAGUUAGUAGAUGAUUCCAACACUACCAAUAUUUCAAAUGAAAACGACGAAUCUGCCUCAGAAUAUAUCGAUAUUCGAAAUCUUGGUGCAAAUAAAACUCCUACAUAUCGUCCUCAAGAUGAUGAUACAGUUCCACUUCCAAUUCCAAGUCAGUUAUCGACAAAUGAGGGUUCCACUUUGAGUAGUCCCAUACAUACUAAUUUGGAUCAUGAUAACGGUUCUCCUAAACAUACCGAAAAAGUACUACCAGAGAAUAAUAGCCCGAACACUUCAAGUUCUGAAAAUGUUAAGUUCGUUGAUUACCAACAGUACCAAAAUAACCAGCCGGGCGAUCGUUCUAAAGAAAAGCAAGGGGGGCUUAUUUCCACAGCUGUAAAAUCCGUAGGUUCAUUUAUAUUUGGAUCUAAAGAUGAUGAUAAAUAUGCAGGAGUAUCUCAAGUUACAUUUCAUGUGCAUUUACCGCAACAAAUUGAAAGACACGGUGAACCGGUGAUAAUGGGUAAUUGUGAAGAAUUGGGAAGUUGGAAGAUGAUUACAAUUCAAUUGACUCAACCACAUAAACAAGAAUAUCCAACUUAUUGGCGAUCACAUCCUGUAGACAUUCGGAUAGGAAGGAAUGAUAUUAAAUAUAAGUAUGGUAUCUUUAACCAAUACAGGCGCACCAUAGAUUAUGAAGGAGAGGGUGAGAGACAAAACCGCACUUUGGACACAAGUACAAAUGAUCAGUAUGACAUAUGGCUAAACAGUAGGAAGCAUAGUAUAUUUGGUCUUAAGGAAUUUGCAUUCAUUAAAUGCAUCUAUGAUGGUGUAAAUAAUGAAAACCUUAAAGAUAAAGUUAUGCAAUUCCAAUCAUUGUUGGAACAUCAUAGGAAUCACACAUUAAAUUCUAUCAGUAUCGAUUUUAUAAUGCAACGCUGUCAGGACAAAAGAGAGAAACGACUUUUUUUGUGUGUUCUCUUAGGGUAUCAUCUUAAGUACCGUAGUGGUCCAUACGCUUUCACUCCUCAAUUGCCAACACAUUUUCGAUCUGAUUGUUUACUUGAAGCACUCCAAUAUGUUCAAUAUGACACAUUCCCAACUAAUAUUAAACAAAUAAUGACUCCAGUUGUUGUUGUUUUAGUUCGUCAUAAUGCUAUUGUAAGGGGGUCAUUUGAAUGGCUUAGGAUCUUUCGGGUAGCGCAGCUUCUUGAUCCGAAUUAUGCCUUUGUCGAUGGAUUUACGGGUGCUCGUUAUGAUGAUAAACAAAUAUCCCACUUGUUAAAGGAAUGGCCGAAAAUAGUCAAUCCUUACUUGGAGCAGAUAGAUGAUCGUGUUUAUAUCAAAAUUGCCAAGUGGUUGAUUUCUUUUUGCUCAAAUAUGGAGACUCUUAAUAUAAUAUGGCGUGAUUGUAUUUAUCAUACACCAAGUAUUGAUCGUGAAAUUGCAAAUGAUUUCAACGGAACUGUUAAUAAAAUUAUUGCUCAUGACAAUGCCAGUGCUUUGUACGAGAAUUUUACUAAAGUUAUUCCAGAACACCGGGAGAUAGUUGCACAUCUUUUCCGUGAACGAAUAAUCAAUUUACUCAAGAAUCAGCAGGGCGGUUGGGACAAAAAUAAUUUGUCGGCGUUCGGAAAACUUCUUAAAGAUAAAGAUUUAUAUUUUGAAAGAGAGAAUUUUCUUAGUGUCAUAAAUUGUGUUUCUCAAUCAGCGGUUUUUAAUGUAUUGAACAUGUUUCCAGAGCUUCUAGAAUAUUGGAUUAACUCUAGAUUUUCAAAUACUAGGUCGCCAGAGGUUACAAACAUAUGCCAACAAUGGUUUACACGUAUCUUAUCAAUGCUAAAUUAUAAUCAUAACAUGCCAUUAAAUGAAGGUGGAAGAUUUAUAUGUGCUAUUUAUGAGCAUUUACUACGCUUACAGUCUUUACUAUCGGAGAAAUCAAAGAUUUACCAGGCAUUGUUACGUAUUGCUGAAGAACGAAUUAAAAAAUGUUCUCAUAAUCAUAUUCUCUUUGCAACAGUUCAAGUAGCGGCGCUUAACAAAUCUAUUACCAUACAGUUUUGUAACCUGGUAACUGAAAAUGUUCUCGUUGCUAGAGAAAUUCGGAAUAUAAAUAAUAAUCUUAUAGAGAUGAUACGUUGGAUUUGUGGUCAAAAUAAUAAAGUAAAUUUAGACAAUUUAGAUGUUCCAAAUAGCAUUAGCGAAAGCUUGUUAUGUCAUAUUAUGACUUGUUUGGAAAACCAUACUUCUCAGGUUUAUACCAGUGAUCAACAAUUGGAUCUCAUUAAACACACGAAUUUCUGGCGACUGAUUUUUAAUGCAAGAGGCAAUGUCGCAGUUUUACAUAAACAUUCCUAUGUUAUGAAAAUACGCACAGCCAUUUCUAAUUUAGCAAGCUCGAUUGUUGAUAAAACUAUCGAUAUUAAAACAUUACAAGCAAUUUUAUCAAAAUAUGAUAAGGACCGACAAUUGUCCGAAUGUCUUAAUGUUGCUAAUAGUCCUAAUACCAAAAAAACAUUUCAAAGUGUAAUUAUUAGCGAAAAUAAUAUUUCAGCCGUUCGCAAAGAGUGCAAGACAUUUGAAGACAGGUUUAGAUGUCUUAAGGCUUUUUAUAGCACUUUUUGUCCACCAGAUAAAAUUGCGGAUUCGGAGUUGUAUACUACUGAUUUAGAGGCAAAAUUAAAGAUGUUGUCGAAAGUACAGCUCAAAGAAGCUUUAUCUUCACGUUACUGGGAACGUCAUGAAGAUUUACUUCAGAAAGUGGCAGAUGCUUACGAAUAUGCAAAUUCAAUGACUUUUACUAACAUUUACGAAACACAUUUAAGUCAAAUUACUGAUGAAAUACAAGUUGAUUAUGUUAUUAAUACUUUGAUACCUGAAGUGCGUGAAGAAUAUCUUAAAACAUUCAAGAAAUAUAAAGAUAAGAAAUGGGAGCAAAUUAAAUAUUCCGAAGCAUUUCCUUUAUGGAAGGGUGUUGAUGAUGUAAAGACAGAGUUGGAAUUAAUUAAUAAAUCGGUUUAUUUGGGUAGAAAUAAUCAAGAUCUAGAAAAAUCUAUCAAACACCUUACUGCUAUACCAAAAUGGGAAGAACGACUUCACAAAUUAUCUGCAGUUGUUGAAAUUUUUAAUGUGUCCGUUAAAACCGAAGAUUGGUUAGGAAGAUCUUUGAAAAUUUUAAAAGAGGACGUAUUAGUUUUAGGAAAGGUUGUCGAAUUUGUAAAAUAUUGUAAAGAUCAUAAUCCAACAGAUAAUGAAAAUUAUUGGUUAUUGAUUAAAGAGUUAUCAUCUGCUAGCGACCUUGUGGAAUUUCUUCAAACCAUAGCUGAAAAUGAUAUUAAGAAUUUAAUCAAUGGUGUAGACGAUUUUUCUGAUGAACGGUUAAUUCAAGCAGAUACCGUCUCAUCGCUCAUUCAAGUUAAGCAGUCAGUCGUGCAAUUAAUGAACAAAUCCAGUAAAGAAUUUUUAAGAGUUUUGCUUAAAAUUAGUCGAGAAAAUCCAUCUUUGCCUAAUAAAAUCACA
This is a messenger RNA of Racocetra persica, 4045 nucleotides long. NCBI's taxonomy places the organism in Eukaryota, Fungi, Glomeromycota, Glomeromycetes, Diversisporales, Gigasporaceae. The record is from the annotation of a GenBank genome assembly.